UCGGAAGCGCUCGCCCAGGUACCACUGUUUCGACGGCAUUCUUUGCGCGAUCGAUUGAUCGAUCGGUCAAGGGUAUGGAAUGAGACGCGCGGGUUUUGCGAUCAUCGAAUUCGCGAGGUGAUAUGGAUAUGGACGCUCAUCACACCACCACCGCCGAGAUGAACGAGAAGCAAAAGUCCCGACUCUACCCCGCCUCUGGAGGCCUGUCGCAGUUCUUCCGCGACACCGAGGACGAGGAGAUGGAAUCGCCACCGCAGUUUAUGAGGGACAAGUGGAAGAAGCUGGUCCUAAAGCACAGCGCCGUCUUCGAGGCUCACGAGCUCGUCGGCGACUCCAAGUGGCAAGACAUCCCCAUGGAGCUCCUGGUGCGGAUACUAGCGCUGGUCGACCACCGCACGGUUUUGGUGGCCUCUGGCGUGUGCACUGGCUGGCGAGAUGCCUUGUCUCUUGGCAUCCUGGAGCUUUCAUUCUCUUGGUGUGGGAAGAGUGUGAGCAUGCUUGUACAAUCCGUGGCCUACAAGUUCUACCGCUUGCAGAGCUGCAACUUGCGAAGAUGCACACUACUUAACGACCAGGCCGUGCAAGCGAUCGCGCGGCACUGCCACGAUCUGUCGAGCUUGGACUUGUCAAACGGGAGGUCCAGCGGCACCAGGCUCACGGACUUGUCCCUGGUGGCUUUGGCAAACGGGUGCAAGCUGCUCCAGAAGCUCGACCUGAGUGGCUGCAUUGGGAUCACUGAGGCCGGGCUCGUCCAGUUAGCCGAGAGCUGCCGACAGCUCAAGCACCUGAACCUGUGCGGAUGCGACAAUGCGGGGUCGGACAACGCUUUGAAGGCUCUCGCGCAGAACUGCGUCGGGCUCCAGAUCUUAAAUGCCGGCUGGUGCGACAGAAUCACUGACGAAGGAAUAUCGGCAAUGGCUAUUUGGUGUCCCGACUUGCGAGGAGUCGAUCUCUGUGGUUGCCAUCUUAUCUCAGACGUGAGCGUGAUUGCACUGGCCGAGAAGUGCCACCGCUUGAGAUAUCUCGGCCUGCACUGCUGCAGGAACAUCACCGAUCUGUCCAUGUACUCGCUGGUGAACAGCCGAAAGUACCGGGCCCAAGGCAGCAGCGGCAAAAAGAAACUCUCGCCAUCCGGGAGUGGAAACCAGGAGAGCGCUACCGCUCGAAGCACCGUGACGAGGAGCAGCACCGGGAGCUGCAGCACAAGCGGAAGCUCCAGCAACAGCAGCUUCCAGAGCAGCAACGACAGCAGCACCACGACGUCCACCAAGAGCUACGUGCAGUGCAUUCUCAGCGACCAGGAUGGCUAUGGUCUGGUUUCGCUCAACCUGAGCGGCUGCACAGCCUUGUCCGGCCAGGCCGUCCAGGCGGUGUGCGACUCCUUCCCGGCGCUCCACACUUGCCCCGAGAGGCACUCGCUCAACGUAAGUGGAUGCACCAAUCUCACCUCCGUCCAUUGCUCCUGCGUUGUGGAUCGUGGUAACAGGUCCGCCAUCGCCAGCCGCCUCCAGCAGCAGUGAAAGAAGAUGACGAAGAUGGAGAAGCAAAAAAUCGCGAUGGAAUUCGCGACCACAAGUUCCACCACUGUGGUUUGUUUGUACAUUCAAAGUACGAUUUUUAUGAUAGUGUAAAGUGGUUCAUAUAUAUGCAAUCGUUUACUUUCUACAA
Selaginella moellendorffii is the source of this 1668-nucleotide messenger RNA. Its product is annotated as F-box protein SKP2A. Gene Ontology annotation, biological process: SCF-dependent proteasomal ubiquitin-dependent protein catabolic process. Lineage: Eukaryota; Viridiplantae; Streptophyta; Lycopodiopsida; Selaginellales; Selaginellaceae. The transcript has 5 exons. Gene Ontology annotation, molecular function: protein binding. Bases 123 to 1520 code for a protein of 465 amino acids. Gene Ontology annotation, cellular component: SCF ubiquitin ligase complex. The record is from RefSeq and is a predicted model, not a curated record.